GGGUGUCUCACUUUGAUCAGAUAUGACCAGGGGUGGAGGGGAGAGGAGACAGACAGGCAGGCAGGGGAGGAGGGAGUGAGGAGGAGGAGGAGGAGGAGGAGGAGGUGAUGGUAACAUAUAGGCUUGAUUAUUAUGCAGUCAGUGAGACUCAGUAAUAAAGCUAUCAGUGAGACACACACACACAGACAGAGAGGUUUCCUCCAGCCCCGGCUCGGAUCGCUCAGGCUCCUCCAGUCCUUCCUCCCUCCAGUCUCUCCUCCUCCUCCUCUCACUUCAGAUCGGAGGUGACAGGUGAUCGAGCAGUCAGUCUGUCUGUCGGACUCCAGCAGCGGAUGUUCUUGGGCAGGCUUCUUCCCACCGCGGUGAGGCUGGACGGAUAAAACUCACCAUGGCGCUGGAACCGGAGGGGAACAACCGGCUCCUGCAAGACGUGCUGGCGAGACCGGGGAACGAAACGUGCGCGGACUGCGGCAAUCCAGAGCCGGACUGGGCGUCGCUGACUUUGGGUGUGUUUGUUUGCCAGGCCUGCUCGCUCCUUCACCGGAGCAUCCCCCACAUCAGCCGGGUCAAGUCUAUCCAGGACACAUGGGAUGCCAGUGACGUGGAGUUGAUGGCUGCCACAGGAAACAAUGCAGCCAGGGCCAAAUAUGAGCAGAAGGUUCCUGCUUUCUACUACAGACCAACACACACUGACUGCAAGAUGCUGAGAGAGCAGUGGAUCAGAGCCAAGUACGAGAGGAAUGAGUUUGAGUUCAUCGAAAAACAGGAGCCUUACUCUGCAGGGUACAGGGAGGGGUUUCUAUGGAAACGAGGAAGAGACAACGGUCAGUUUCUCAGCCGAAAGUUCAUCCUGUCGGAGAGGGAGGGGGCGCUGAAAUACUUCAACAAGCAGGAUGCCAGGGAUCCCAAAGCGGUGAUGAAAAUCGAAACCCUCAAUGCCACCUUCCAACCGGCCAAGAUUGGCAACCCAUGCGGCCUGCAGAUCACCUACCUGAAAGACAACAGCACAAGGAACAUUUUUGUCUACCACAGUGACGCUAAGGAGAUGGUUGACUGGUUCAACGCUAUCAGAGCGGCCAGGUUCCACUACCUACAGGUAGCCUUCCCUGGAGCAAGUGACGAGGAGCUGGUGCCCAAACUGACCCGAAACUUCAUGAAGGAAGGCUUUAUGGAGAAAACAGGUCCAAAGCACACGGAGGGCUUCAAGAAGAGGUGGUUCACCAUGGACGACAGGAGGCUCAUGUAUUUCAAAGACCCUCUGGAUGCCUACGCCCGCGGCGAGGUGUUCAUCGGCAGUAAGGAGAACAGCUACACCGUCCUGUCCGGCUUGCCCUCUUCCACACAGGGCUACCACUGGAACCACGGCAUCACCAUCGUCACCCCGGACAGGAAAUUCCUGUUUGCCUGUGAGACCGAAGCCGAGCAACGGGAUUGGAUAGCUGCCUUCCAGAGGGUGAUCAAUCGACCAAUGAGGCCGCAAGAAUACGCAGUGGAGGCCCAUUUUAAACACAAGCCUUGAAGACUGCAGGAAGCCACGACUCAGCUGGACCGGCCCAGUCUCAUUCAGAUCAAGAGACAAUCCCAAUGUGUGACCACAGACCAUGGCGGGAGGUGUUGGGGUGGGGUUUUGGGGGACAUGAGGGGGUUGUGGGAUGGUGAGGAGAAAGAGACAGAGGGACACAAGCCUAUCUCUGUGUGGAAAACUUGAACUCUAAUGUGACUGAAGGCCCAUCAUGGGGUGAAACGUUGGUGAUCAGAGGCCAAAGGGUAGAUGAUGUCAUCACUAUUGCGCCUACCAACCUUGUGCUAUACAUUAUCAUCCUUCCCCUCCUCAGCCGUGUGGACCCUUUCCCUGCAACGACCUUCCCCUCUCUCAGAUUUCGUCUCGUGAAUGGUUCAUUCUACCUGUAAUCUAAUGUAAUUAUGUAAUCUAGAGUCAUUUCACUGGUUGCUUAACAAAGACAAUGCAUUGUUAAUUUAUUGAAUGUACAGUUUUGAUGACAGUGGCUUACCGUGUGUGUGUGGAAUCGUGACGUUUUUGUUGAGGACGCUGUGAGGUUGAACCUCUGGCACUGAGACCCUGUUAAACCUGAACCUACAAAGUGCUGUUACCAACAAAUAUGCAUAAAAACACACACACACAUACAAACUCUCAGUGAUCACCGUAGCUGUUAACGUAGCUGGAGGUGGCUGAUCUGCAUCCAGACAGGGUUCUUUUACAACCUCAAUCUGACAGCUGUUCUCUUAUUUAUUUGUACUGUUGAACAUACUGAGUCAUCGUAGACAGUUAUUGCUGCUUUAAAGGAUUGUAAUGUGACAGGAUUGUAAUUUAUAUAACACUUCUACAGCUGUUUUAUUUACGUUUUUGCAUCUUGUUUUAAAGACACAUUGUUGUGUUAACCCUGAAAUCACAGUGAUAGUUUGUUUCAUUAUGAAAAUCUUAACAUGAAUACAGAUGAAGCUGAAAUCAAGUGGCGGUGUUUGAUUUGUCCUCAUUCUUUAAGACAUUUCAGUGUGUUUGGGAUGGCAUACUGUUAAAACAUCCAACUCAAGGUAGG
Epinephelus fuscoguttatus (brown-marbled grouper) is the source of this 2558-nucleotide messenger RNA. Its product is annotated as arf-GAP with dual PH domain-containing protein 1-like. The coding region runs from base 389 to 1519 and encodes 376 amino acids. Gene Ontology annotation, molecular function: GTPase activator activity; phosphatidylinositol bisphosphate binding. Gene Ontology annotation, cellular component: intracellular membrane-bounded organelle; plasma membrane. The record is from RefSeq and is a predicted model, not a curated record. Gene Ontology annotation, biological process: positive regulation of GTPase activity. Lineage: Eukaryota; Metazoa; Chordata; Actinopteri; Perciformes; Serranidae. The transcript has 11 exons.